UCGAUUAUCGAUAGUUAGUAUUUAAGUAGAAUUUUGUUAUUGUGCACUCGUGAAGAGAUUGGGCACACUAGGAUUGAAAUAAUGGCGCGUGUGGUGAAUUUGUCGUUGUUGUCAUAGAGUGUGGGAGGUUAAACUGCGAAUAAAACAUAAGUUGUACGCACACAUUGGCUUGUGUUUUUGGAAGCGGGUUGCCCCAUCGCCGCCGUACAUUUGUUUAAGGCAUCUCCCACACGAGCGACGACAGAAGCUUUUAUUCGCAGUCAGGCGACUGGCGACAUUGUUUUGGAACAACACCCUGGUGAGUGGAUCGAUAUUGCCUGGACGACAUGAUGCACCAUUCGCCCAGAAGGAGUCCCCGACUGAACGAGGGACAGAAUAUCGCACCGCAAGUAGAUGGCAGCGUUUUGGCCCCGCAAGCGUCGCAAGCCGGCGGCCGAGGCAGUGAAGCCCCGGCGUCAUCAGCGCAGCUGGCAGCAUCUGGAGCCACCAGGAAACCGAAGGUGGCCGACCUCAUGGAUAGGAUCGCCGAGUUGGAGAAGGAGUUGGAACGCGCUCGCAGCGCUAAUAUGGAACGCACUGACCCCGGUAUGUCGAGUGAGGUUGGGGUAGGUCAGCCGCCAUUUGCAAUCGGCCUGACCGUACCCAACGCAACAAGUGUUUAUCCGCCAUCCUGGAGCGGACCUCAAACGGUACCGUGUUCGCAGAACUGUACCACGAGGAUAAAUCACGCAUCGCCAUUUUGCGCUACCGGCAGUACUGUUCCAGCGCAUGGUUUCGGGCUGCAAAAUGAAGUGGCCGGCGGAACGUCGGUACGUGCGCCUUCCCCUGGAGACGGUGCUUGGGCGACGAGCAUUGGAGGAACUGCACGCUGGGCGCCACGAAAGCUUCCUGAACUGCCUACGUUCGGAGGGAAGCCAGAGGACUGGCCCAUUUUCUACUGCGCGUUUACGGAGACGACGCAAGCGUAUGGUUGUACGGACUUGGAGAACAACCUAAGGCUACUGAAGGCGUUAAAGGACGACGCGCGUGAGACGGUGAAGUCGUUGUUGAUUCACCCCAGCAAUGCGAAUGCAGCGGUGGAGCAGCUGCGAUUCAGAUACGGCCGACCGGAGCAGCUAAUACGCAGCCAGCUCAACAGCAUUCGAGAUGUGCCUGCAAUUACGGAGCACAACCUGGGAAAGCUCGUCGCAUUCGCCACCCAUGUCAGCAACCUCAAGGCUUUCCUACAGUCAGCGAAGGCGGAGCAGCACCUGGGUAACCCUAUGCUGAUGGAAGAACUUGUGGCCAAGCUCCCAAUAAGCAAACGUGUGGACUGGGCAAGGCACGCUGCAACCAUUCAGCCCUAUCCGACGAUUGUGGACUUCAGUUCGUGGUUGAUGGAACUAGCCAACGUGGUCUGCUUGGUGGCGGACAUUGAUGGAAGGGAGCCAAGGCGUCGAUUGCUUCAUGCCAGCGUCGACCGAGAGCAGGACGAGCAACAGGAGAGCUGCCGCAGGAAUUGUCCAAUUUGUGAAGGCCUUGGACAACAUGCAGUUCGGGACUGCCAACGAUUCAUUGGAGCCACACCUACAGAGAGGUGGAAACUCGCAAGAAGACAUCGCCUAUGCUUCAUGUGCUUGGAAAGUGGGCAUAUGACUGGAUCCUGCGCUGCGUCAGGAGAGUGCCCCGUGAACGGAUGCAGGAGGAAGCAUCACCGUCUUCUUCAUGAGGAAAACUAUGAAGGCUUCAGGAGACCGCCACAGCGAGGCGGCAAUUGGAGAGGCUACAACCGGCAGGCACCCGGACCGAGGGAAGGCGUCCAAGUAAACGAAGGAGCAGCCUCAUCCGUGGAUGCCUCUGCGACACCGGAGACAAAUUUGAGCUGUGUCGACGAGGACCGAGAACGACUUCUGUUCCGUGUAUUGCCGGUGACGCUAUACGGAGGUGGGAAGCAGGUGGAUACGUACGCUCUUCUGGAUGAAGGUUCUUCGGUGACGAUGGUCGACAACGAGCUGGUUGCAGAGCUAGGCGUACAAGGAGUACGUCGUCAGCUGAACGUUCAAUGGUUCGGAGGCAGGGCCACAAGAGAGCCUACUAACGUGGUACGUCUGGAGAUCAGUGGAGCAGGCAAGUCCUCCCGACAUGUGCUGAGAAACGUCUAUGCCAUUUCGAGCUUGAGUCUGCCGAUGCAGAGCCUGCACAGAAGGGAUGUGAGGAGCGUGAACAAGGACGCUCGACUACCGAUGAAGCCCUACGUAAAUGCAGUGCCGAAGCUGCUUAUUGGUUUGGACCAUGGGCAUCUAGGACUGCCAUUGAAAACGAGACGGUUUGCCAGCGAGGGACCGUACGCGGCCGCAACCGAAUUAGGAUGGGUUGUUUUUGGGCCUGUGGAAGGACGACGAGACACGCCACCACCAAGGUCUUGUCUGCUAGCCACGUCGUUGGAUGAUAACGUGGAACGGAUCGUCGAGGACUACUUCGAGAUCGAGAACUUCGGUGUGAAGGCGGCGCCAGCGGCCGCAGCCAGCGACGACGUGAGGGCUCAGAAGAUCCUGGAGGACACAACGGUGCGAGUUGGCCGCCGAUACCAGACGGGAUUGUUGUGGAAAACUGAUAACAUUGUGCUGCCACGUAGCUAUGAUAUGGCGUACAAUAGAUUGGUCAACAUAGAAAAGAAAAUAAAGCGAGAUGGGCAGUUCGCCCAAGAAUAUUCCCGGAUUGUUAAAGAUUAUGUCGACAAGGGAUACGCUCGGCGUCUGGAACGACAGGAGAUCGAUUCGGAAACCCAUAGAACAUGGUACUUGCCGCAUUUCGGAGUGGAGAAUCCCAACAAGCCAGGGAAGAUCCGAUUAGUAUUCGACGCAGCGGCACGAGUUGGAGGAGUGUCACUGAAUUCUGCGCUGAGCAAGGGGCCGCAACACUAUAAGGCCUUGGCAUCUAUCCUCUUCCACUUUAGGGAAGGUGCCGUCGGAGUCUGCAGCGACAUUAAGGAAAUGUUUCACCAGGUGCUGAUCCGACCCGAGGAUAGAUGUGCGCAACGCUUUCUGUGGAGAGAUGGGAAUGACCAACGGGACCCCGACGUCUACGAGAUGUGCGUGAUGACCUUUGGAGCAGCAUGCUCACCGAGUGCGGCGCAUCAUGUGAAGACAGUGAAUGCCAAGCGAUUCCUGGAUUCGGAUCCCAGAGCAGUCAAGGCCAUCGUGGACUACCACUACGUGGAUGACUAUGUGGACAGCUUCGCCACAGAGAGCGAGGCGAUCGAAGUAUCUAGCAGAGUGAAGAAGAUACAUGCGGAAGGCGGGUUUGAGCUUUGCAAGUUCUCGUCCAGUUCGCCUACAGUGGAGAGGAUGCUUGGACCCAGUGAUCACGCCCAGAGUGUUGGAUGGGGUGAGGCCGAGCAAAAGAUUUUGGGAAUGCGGUGGCAGCCAGCCACGGACGACUUCAGGUUUCGAGUGAAGUACCACAAAGUCGCCCCCGUCGUGUCCGAUGGGAAGAGAAUUGCCACGAAAAGGGAAUUCUUGAGCAUGGUCAUGUCAACGUUUGACCCCUUGGGAUUCCUGUGUUGUCUAAUGAUAACAGCGAAGUUGUUGCUGCGAGAGGUCUGGAGGAGGAAGAUCUCAUGGGAUGAACCACUACCGGCUGAGAUGUACAACGCCUUUAUGGACUGGCGUAAAGAGAUGGAGAAAGUGGAACGUUUUCGGUGCCCACGUCACUACUUUGGAUCCGGGCUGGUGAAGACUGUCGAGAUGCACGUAUUUGUGGAUGCGAGUCAGUCGGCAUUCGCAUCAGUGGUCUACUGGAGGAUCACGUACGAGGACGGCGACGUGCAAGUGAGGUUCGUGUGCGCAAAGACGAAGUGUGCACCGAUGCGAACGAUGACGAUUCCACGGUUGGAGCUGCAGGCAGCAGUUCUAGGAACGAGGUUGAUGGACACAGUCAGACAGGACCAUAGUGUGGCCAUUGCAGAGACUGUGCUAUGGACGGAUUCGAAGACAGUGCUGCGUUGGAUUGGCAGCACACACAGGCGCUACAAGCAGUUCGUAGGGAACAGAGUAGCCGAGAUUCUGGAGUCGACGAAGGUGGCCCAAUGGAGAUGGCUACCAUCCGCCGACAACGUGGCAGAUGAUGCAACUCGAGCGCAACGCAGCGUGGACCUAAGCGAGGAGUCACGCUGGUUAAGAGGACCGGCAUUCCUGAGGAGACCAGCGGGCAGCUGGCCAGGAACUGCACCCACCGACGAAGCGGAUGCAGAAGACGAAGAGGAGAUGCCGGGUGAGUUCGUGCUUGUUGGCGCGAGUGAUCCGUUUAUAUCGCUGGAGAGAUUCUCAAGCUACAGGCGAUUGCUGAGGACUACGGCCUGGGUCCUAAGAUUCAUACGUCGAUGCCGUGGACAACGAGAUGAGCUGGAGAACUACGGCCUCAAUGUAGCUGAGUGUGAAGCAGCUGAGGACUUGCUAUUCCGUAGAGCACAACGUGAGGCGUUCCCCGAUGAGGUGCAAGCCGCAGAGAAGGACUUGGACGUCGCUAAAGGAAGCGACAUAUGUGGACUGGCGCCAUACCUAGAUGGCAAUGGAAUCCUGCGAGCGUAUGGCAGGAUCGAUGCGGCGCUAUGUAUUCCAUACAGCGCCAGGAGGCCAGUGAUCCUCUCCCACCGGCAUGGUCUCACGGAGAUGAUUGUGCGCGACGCCCACGUGAGGAUGAAGCAUCAAAACGUGGAUGCUACGAUGGCGGAGAUCCGGACCAGGUUCUGGAUUACGAGACUGCGGAGAGUGCUUCGUAGUGUGAUCUCGGGAUGCAGCGAGUGUAAGCUGCAAAGAGCACGGCCGAUGCCGCCGAUUAUGGGACCCCUGCCAGAUGAUCGUUUGGACGCCUAUGGCUGGCCGUUUAAGAGCACAGGCCUCGACUACUUUGGGCCGCUGCUAGUGACCGUUGCUCGGCACCAGGAGAAACGGUGGGUGGCCUUGUUUACGUGCCUGACGACCAGGGCGAUUCAUCUGGAACUGGCACAUGACCUGUCGACUGAUUCCUGCAUACUUGCAAUCAGGAAUUUCAUCUGCCGUCGAGGGCCUGUACAUAGACUGCGCAGCGACAAUGGCAGGAACUUCGUUGGAGCAGACAGAGAGGCCAAGAGAUUUGCGGAGAUCUUCGAACCCGAGAGGAUCCAGUCGGAGCUGUCAAGCAAGGGAAUUGAGUGGAUCUUCAACUGCCCAGCGAACCCAUCAGAGGGUGGAGUCUGGGAGCGAAUGGUGCAGUGCGUGAAGAGGGUGCUACGCCACACAGUGAAGGAAGUGGCGCCGAAGGAGCACGUCCUGGAGAGUUUCCUAAUAGAGGCGGAGAACAUCGUUAAUUCUCGUCCGCUCACCCAUUUGCCAGUGAGUGCGGACCAGGAAGCCCCUCUCACGCCCAACGAUCUCCUCAAGGGAGCAGCUUGCCCACCGGAUACCCCCGGCCUGGAUGGAGGUCUCGUCAAGGAAGGAGCUACGCGGAAGCAGUGGCGCGUGGCAAGGAUGUUGAGGGACCGAUUCUGGAGGAGGUGGGUCUUGGAGUACCUACCCACGCUGACACGGAGAGAGAAGUGGUGCCGCAGAGAGAAGCCGAUUCAACGAGGAGACAUCGUCUUCGUUUGCGAUCCAGCCAUUCCGCGUCGAGACUGGCGGAAAGGCGUCGUGGAGGAGACCUUUGCUGGAACGGAUGGUGAGGUCAGACGAGCCCGCGUUAGGAUCAUGGAUGGAGAUCGGACCCGCUGGAUAAUGCGCCCCGCUUCAAAGUUGGCGGCUUUGGAUUUGAGUGAAGAAGUUCUUCACGGAGGUGGGGAUGUCGCGGAUCGAUUAUCGAUAGUUAGUAUUUAAGUAGAAUUUUGUUAUUGUGCACUCGUGAAGAGAUUGGGCACACUAGGAUUGAAAUAAUGGCGCGUGUGGUGAAUUUGUCGUUGUUGUCAUAGAGUGUGGGAGGUUAAACUGCGAAUAAAACAUAAGUUGUACGCACACAUUGGCUUGUGUUUUUGGAAGCGGGUUGCCCCAUCGCCGCCGUACAUUUGUUUAAGGCAUCUCCCACACGAG
This is a messenger RNA of Drosophila ananassae, 6038 nucleotides long. RefSeq lists its product as uncharacterized. The transcript is spliced from 3 exons. Lineage: Eukaryota; Metazoa; Arthropoda; Insecta; Diptera; Drosophilidae. Gene Ontology annotation, molecular function: nucleic acid binding. Gene Ontology annotation, biological process: DNA integration. The coding region runs from base 327 to 5828 and encodes 1833 amino acids. The record is from RefSeq and is a predicted model, not a curated record.